GGAAAAAGUCAUCCAAAAGAAAGCAGAAGUGGGCAGGGAAAGAAAAAAAAAAAACUCCGUUAAUCGAAGUCACAAGUUGUCAUGCACGCGUUGUGUGGCAGCCAAAACAAGAACCUCACGAUGUUGCCACUAUCGCCGCCUCCUUCAUUGGCAUUUUAUUAAAUGUACCUGACAAUUGGGGGCUUUUCAAAAGUUUGUUCCGCGGAGUUUGGAGGGGCGAAGUCCGUGAAAUGUAGCAGCGAGGGCGACGAGGAAAAGAAAGAGAAGAAAAAUAAGCACCAUGGCAGACUGGAGAACUUUUAAUGUGGUGAUUUUGGGCGUGGGAUUCUUGUUUGUCUUCUCCGCCUUCACCACCUGUGGCAACGUUGAACAAACGGUGGUGAAAAGUCUGCAGAAUGACACCUUCACAGGAAGUGGAUACCACAGUCUGGGAAUCAUCUAUGGAGUCUUCUCGUUGUCCAGUUUGGUGGCGCCCGCCGUGGUGGCCGUGCUAGGACCGAAGAUGACCAUGUUUUUGAGCGGGCUGCUUUACAGUGGCUACAUCGCCGUCUUCAUCGAGCCGUCCACGUGGUCCUUCUACUUCAUGUCCUUGCUGCUUGGCAUUGGGGCCGCCAUGCUGUGGACGGCUCAAGGGCAAUUUCUGGUGGAGAAUUCGGAGGCUUCAACUAUCAACAGGAAUACGGGCUUGUUCUGGGCUCUGCUGCAGUGCAGCAUGUUGUUCGGCAAUCUGUGUAUUUAUCUGGACUGGAACGGAAGAGCAGAAAUACCAGAGAGCAGCAGGAAGAAUAUCUUCCUCUCACUGUUGGUGGCCUCCAUCGUGGGGACGCUGUGCUUCCUGGUGCUGAGGAAGACUCACCUGCCAGAGGAGGAGAUGCUCUCAGAGGAGGAAGGACAGUCGUUGCUUUCGGCUCACGUGGUGUACAAGCACAGAGCCAACACGGCCGUACAGGACGUGAAGGCGGAUUUCAAGACUAUGCUCCAGCUCCUCAAGACCAGAAACAUCCUGCUCCUGAGUCCCUGCAUGGCCUACAGCGGCCUGGAGCUGUCCUUCUACAGCGGCGUUUAUGGGACGUGCCUGGGAGCCACGGCUCAGUUCGGACAGGCUGCAAAAGGCCUCAUCGGGGUCUCUGGCAUGGUGCUGGGCGUGGGCGAAAUCAUAGGCGGAGGCUUGUUCGGCUUGGUGUGCAAGAACAAUCGAUUCAGACGCACCUCGGUGGUCUUCCUGGGAAUGGUGGUACACUUCGUGGCCUUCUAUCUCAUCUUCCUCAACAUUCCCGAUGACGCCCCCGUGGUCUUCAGCACCGCCACCACCAAGAGCCCCUUUCUCACUCCAAGCAUGUCCAUCGCCCUGCUGUGCAGCUUCCUGCUGGGCCUGGGAGACAGCUGCUUUAACACGCAGCUCUACAGCAUCCUGGGCUGCGUCUACGCCGAGCAAAGCACACCCGCAUUUGCCAUCUUCAAAUUUAUACAGUCGGUUUUCGCAGCCGUGGCGUUCUUCUACAGCGGCAACAUGCUGCUAACGUGGCAGCUCCUCCUCAUGGUGGUGCUGGGCUUCAGCGGCACGCUCUGCUUCUUCGUGGCCGAGCGCAUGCACGACGUGGACGCCUCCUCCACGGAGGCAUUGGAAUAACUGGAGGAAAAAAAAACAAUUAAAUAAAAUGAUACUAUGGAAGGCAAGCAGCUUUAAGGCACCGAAGCUUCUCUUGGUUUUUGAAUGAUCGUUUCUAUCAUCAUCAUUGCAGCAGGAGCCCACAGGGUCAUUUGCAUAUUGUGCUCAAGGCCUUAAGACUGCACUGCGAUGAUGAGCGUUCGUUAAUACUCGUGCGAUCCUCUUUACAAGCGUCAUCGCUUUGUUUGCUGUGCAUGGCCUCCAACUCAGGUGGAACACUUUUUGGAAAACUGCUACUUCAUUGCUUUCAUUGAUCAUCUUUUUUAACUUUGAGGUGUAGCAAUCUCUUUUCUGUGGUCGCCAUUCAUUUCUAACGCCGUGAAGUCUUAACUUUUUAAUAGACGCACUCGACUGGAGAUUGUGUUUGUUUAAAGACACUGCAAUCAAACCGACAUUUCAAAAUAAAGCAAUUUGUUUCGCCUGCAUUUCCCUAUUCAUUUUGACACUAAUAAAAGCACUCUUGUAGUCUGAGUGUAAUUUGA
Molecule: messenger RNA, 2151 nt
Organism: Hippocampus comes (tiger tail seahorse)
Lineage: Eukaryota; Metazoa; Chordata; Actinopteri; Syngnathiformes; Syngnathidae
Product: UNC93-like protein MFSD11
Exons: 13
Coding region: 281-1630 (449 amino acids)
Source: RefSeq, a predicted model, not a curated record